Molecule: messenger RNA, 1630 nt
Organism: Carica papaya (papaya)
Lineage: Eukaryota; Viridiplantae; Streptophyta; Magnoliopsida; Brassicales; Caricaceae
Product: zinc finger protein WIP5-like
Biological process (GO): regulation of gene expression; anatomical structure development
Cellular component (GO): nucleus
Molecular function (GO): DNA-binding transcription factor activity
Source: RefSeq, a predicted model, not a curated record
CUGGAUUGCUUUGGCAUAUUGAUUUAUGUAUUGUUUAGUCACACCUCACAAGUGAUAUCUUGUCUCUCCCUUUUUACUCUCUUUACUUCAUCUUCUUCAUCCUCACCCUCCCCCCAUCUUAUAUACUUUCUCUUUUUUCAUUUUGGUGAUUUUGUUCAGUCAUCUCCUUCCACUUAUUCUUCUUCUUCCCUUUUCCCUCAUCAUCACCUUUAUUUCCCUUUCUCUCUCUCUCUCUCUCUCAUAAUUUUCCCAUCUAGCCAAACACACUACUGUUCCUCCCCUCUUCCUUUCCCUCAUGUCUGAUCAAUAUCCCUACUCCAAUUACUUCCAUGGAUGGACCUUUAACCUCAAUUCUCUACACCACCAUUUCUCUUCCUCAAAUCCUCCUUCCUUCAACUUCACUGCUCCUUAUCAUCCCUGCAAUAAUAUCUUAUCAGCUAACAUCAACAGUAGUAUAACUCAUCACUACUGUCACAUACCAUCGUCCUCCUCAAUAUCACCUCCUUCUCCUCCUCUCUUGGAAGCCCUUCCUCUUCUCAGUUCCAGCCCAGUAAGGCACGAUCACGAACAGGAGUUCUCCUCCUCUACCAUGGAAGUCGACGACUACAAGAAUAUAAGCAAGGAUAAAGAAGACAGUGCGGCUGCUUCUGUAGAUAUUGAUGACGGUGAUCAUGAGAGUGUUACAGUUGCUCUGCAUUUAGGGCUCCCCAGUCCUGAUUUGAUUUCAGGGUUUUCCUCUACAGAGAUCACGGAGAAAGAUGAAGAUCAAGACCAAGAUCAAGUUAGUACUGUUGCAGCUUCUUCAAAUUCUUCUGGGUUUUUGCCAGGAAAACUCAACAAGGGUCAGUAUUGGAUCCCUACGCCUACCCAGAUUCUGAUCGGUCCUACCCAGUUCUCUUGUCCUCUUUGCUUCAAGACCUUCAACAGAUACAACAACAUGCAGAUGCAUAUGUGGGGACAUGGAUCACAGUACAGAAAAGGGCCAGAAUCGUUGCGAGGAACACAACCAACAGCGAUGCUAAGAUUGCCAUGUUACUGCUGUGCGCCGGGUUGCCGGAACAACAUCGAUCAUCCGCGGGCGAAGCCGCUGAAAGAUUUCAGAACUCUGCAAACACAUUACAAGAGAAAGCACGGGAUUAAGCCUUUCAUGUGCAGAAAAUGCGGCAAGAAUUUUGCGGUGAGAGGUGAUUGGAGAACGCACGAGAAGAAUUGUGGGAAGCUUUGGUACUGCAUUUGCGGUUCUGAUUUUAAGCAUAAGAGGUCGCUUAAGGAUCAUAUCAAGGCUUUUGGAAAUGGCCAUGCUGCUCAUGGCAUCCACUGUUUUGGUCAUCAGGAAGAAGAUGACCCAGCUUCUGAGAUUGAGCAAGAUAAUGAGACAUGCAGUAUUGAUCAGUGAAAACAUCUGGUACACAAAUUAAACGUUUAGUUUCCCUAAUUGCCUCACUUUCAUGGCUCAUGACAACUAGAUAUAGAUAUAUAUAUAUAUAUAUACACUACUGCUUGAUCAUGAAAGCCAUGUUCUUUUUCUUUUUCUUUUUUCCUUUCUUCUUCUUUUUGCUUCUUCACUUCAUUAUUAUAUAAGUUAGGUUUCUUAAUAGUGUAUUAAUUUGCAGACCCUGCUGAUAACCCA